Messenger RNA from Oenanthe melanoleuca, 516 nucleotides. It is a transcript of the gene CIMIP3, whose product is annotated as ciliary microtubule inner protein 3. The coding region runs from base 105 to 476 and encodes 123 amino acids. The transcript is spliced from 2 exons. The record is from RefSeq and is a predicted model, not a curated record. NCBI's taxonomy places the organism in Eukaryota, Metazoa, Chordata, Aves, Passeriformes, Muscicapidae.
GAGAGCCCUGAGAGCCAGCCCUGCCCUGCCCAGUGCUGUCUCCUGCCUCCACCCCAGACAGCCGCACACCCAGGGCUCCAUCACCAAGAACACCUCACAGGUGGAUGUCCCAGGUGGCUGAAACACCAGAAGCCCCUGGCAAGGACCACACAAAAGCCAAGGGAAUGGAGAAGGACAAAGCAGCGCCCGAGGCCACCAACCCACCUCCCAGGCCGAGGAACCGGCCGCCUCCAGCUCCUCCCCUGGGCUCUCGCUUCGUGCCCGUGGUGGUGCACCCCGAGAGCCGCUCCCUCAGCUCCGUGGAGUUCGUGUUCUACCGCCCCGAGUGGCCCAACUCGCUGGCGCCCUUCUGCACCACCAACAAACCCUUCUGCGGCUUCCGCUUCCACGAGGGCACCAAGCACGGCCGGCCCCGCACCGACCUGGAGAGCGCCAGCCCCAGGAAAUGGAGAUCCUUCCACCGCCCCAAGCCAUAGCUGCCAGCGGCCCAGCCAGGCAAUAAAGCCCCGAAACAGC